Molecule: messenger RNA, 2442 nt
Organism: Camarhynchus parvulus
Lineage: Eukaryota; Metazoa; Chordata; Aves; Passeriformes; Thraupidae
Gene: CHST4
Product: carbohydrate sulfotransferase 4
Exons: 3
Coding region: 479-1687 (402 amino acids)
Biological process (GO): carbohydrate metabolic process; keratan sulfate proteoglycan biosynthetic process; N-acetylglucosamine metabolic process
Cellular component (GO): Golgi membrane
Molecular function (GO): N-acetylglucosamine 6-O-sulfotransferase activity
Source: RefSeq, a predicted model, not a curated record
GUGAGUGUUCUUAAUUCAGUUUUUCUGCCACCUCGUGCCUCUGUAAACUUCAUCCGUGCCUCUCUGUUCCUUAUGCAGCCCCACUCCCAGCCUCUCUGGCCCUGCCCUAACUCCCCUAAACCCAUCCUGUGAAACGGUGAUGGCACCUCUAUGCAGCAGUCAAGACACAAGUGCACUCGCAGUUUACGUCAGCAGAACAACUGUCUCUCUUGUCCUGACAAUGCACAGCAUUUUGUUGCUUCUCCAGCUGCCCCAGCACAGAGCCUGUGUCUCCAGAUACAGUCACUAACACCGUGGGAUCUGUCUUGCAGUGCAGCUGUGAGGUUCCAGUUCAGCCCUUGGCAGACCAUGUUCAGGAGCAACAGCAAUAACCCUAUAAACUUAUACGGUGAAAAGCCUAAAAACUGCGCCUCAGCACUGUGGGAAAACUCUCUCUUCAACACUUCACCUGAUUCCACAAAAGUCUGGAGAUCUGAAAAUGCAUCUUAGGUUGAGGUCCCUUGCAAUCAUGGUGAAGUCUAGAAGAAUGCCGGUGCUCCUGAUUCUGGUAGUUCUGUCCUUCCUUCUUAUCCACUUCCUACCCUGCAGCAACAAUGCCCAUAUGGAAGAAAAACCUUCUCCUGUCCACAUCCUCAUUCUCUCCUCCUGGCGGUCAGGAUCCUCCUUCACUGGACAAAUCUUCAGCCAGCACCCCAGUGUCUUCUACCUGAUGGAGCCUGCAUGGCACGUGUGGGUUAAGAUGUACCAGAACAGUGCCAAAGUCUUACACAUGGCAGUGCGGGACUUAGUCAGGUCGGUCUUUCUGUGUGAUAUGUCUGUGUUUGAUGCUUACAUGUCUAGCCAGAAGAAAAAGUCUGAUUUAUUUCAGUGGGAGACAAGCCGAGCCUUGUGCUCCCCACCUGCCUGUGACUCAUUCAGUCGCAGUGACAUAAUCACUGCAGGCAAUUGCAAAACCAUCUGUGGCAAGUACCCAUUCAGCAAGGUGGAGGAAGCUUGUAAAACCUAUAGCCAUGUUGCCAUCAAGGAAGUUAGGUUCUUUGACCUGAAAGUUCUCUAUCCCCUUCUCACUGAUCCAUCCCUGAACCUCAAAAUCAUUCACUUGGUACGUGAUCCUCGGGCUGUGUUCAGGUCCCGAGAGAAUACAAAGGCAGACCUGAAACGUGACAGUAACAUUGUUGUGGGGUCUCAGAAGACAAAGGGAGAAAUGGGGCCCUACAACACAAUGCAGGUAAUCUGCAAAAGCCACGUUGAGAUAUACAAGGCAGGAAGUCAGACUGCUCCAAGCUUCCUGAAAGACCGGUAUCUGCUGGUUCGCUAUGAAGACAUUGUCAGAGACCCCCUAGCAAGGGCUGCUCAGAUGUACAGGUUUGCAGAACUCCACUUCACACCAGAGCUUCAGAAGUGGGUCCACAACAUCACCCAUGGAAAAGGUCAUGGAGCACAGGCCUUUGAUAUUGGGUCGAGAGAUGCACUGAGAGUAUCCCAGGCCUGGAGAAAGACACUUCCCUUCCAGAAAAUAGAAAAAGUGCAAAAUGUGUGCAAAGAUGCAAUGGAUUUGCUGGGCUACCGGCUUGUUCAGUCUGAAGAAGAGCAGAAAAAUAUGUCUCUGGAUCUUUUGUUUGCCCAGAACUCCUCUGAGUAUCAAAUUUUGAAGGCAGAAAAGCUGGUCUCUGCAUCUACUUUCUGAAGGCUGUAAAGUGCUAAACUAUUCACUAGAGACAAGGAGGACAGAGGUGCAGGCGUAGAAGUGUAGGAGCGUGCAUGGAUGCAAGAACAAGUGGUACAAGAACCCUGACUACAUUCAGGAGAGCUCUCAGCAGCACAGGGUCACUUUCCAAGACCCCUGGAGCUACAGCCACAAUGGAGGCUAAAGGAAUGCAAGUUUGUUUUCCAAAUUAAUUAUGUUUAGGUUGGAGCACACAGAAUGCCAAAGGAGUAGGAUGUAGCGGUAAGGGGUGACCUGGUUUCAAAGAAUACAGCACGGCAACCCAACUCCCUCAUGGGUCACUCGGGCCAGUGACACACGCAGACACCAAUGUGGUGGACGGUCAAAGGCCUUUAAUGUUACAGUUCAGGGGGUUUUAUAGAUAGGGCUUCUCUACGUCAGGAAGGGGGUCGUACGAUGCUUAGCAAGCAGUGGAAAGUUACUGGUAUUUCUAUGUUAGAGGGGGUACAAGUUUGGCUACAUUCCAAGGGUGAUUGUUAUCGGGGACAGAGGGGGGAGAGAGGUUUCUGCAUCUCCACGUGACAUCCCGAUAUCUUGCGAAACGCCUGUCCCUGCCUGCUACAGUAGGACCAGAUGGCAGAAGCUCAAACUCUCCACAAACCACAGCUGAAGACUAGAGAAACCACAUGGAGCAAUUGCACUGCCAAGGAGGAGGAAAUAUAAAAGGAAGCUGAAUAAAGAAAAUAUUGCUUGACAUGCUGCCAUGCAGGAUAUGU